AAAAGAAUACCCCCACUGCAGAGGCACUGCAUGUCGUAAGAGGCGACUAAUCAACGGUGAGUCAACCAAUAACAGACACUUUGGAAGUAGCUUCUAGUAAAAAAAUGCUUAAUAAACGUUUUAGGGGUUUCUCUGUUUUUGAACAGUAAAAAUAACUAGUCUUCGGCUCUACAUCGGCCUAUCAUUUUCAGGCAUGCCAUGCCUUUUACCUUUUCAGUCGAAACAAAAUGCUACAGAAGAAGCCUAAUCCCCCUGAAGGAACCCCAAAAGAAACCUCUGUAAAGGCGUGAAGUAUAGAUGUAAAGAGGGCUUGAUGGAAAUGUGAGAGAGGUUUGAUUGAAUGACGAAAAUUAGGGAAAUGUCAUGGAGAGAGUUUAGAAGCGCGAAAAUGGCUUGAGGGAGAAGCUCUAAAAGAGGUGAAGGAGAUGUAAUUGAAGGGCGAGGAACAUUACAGGGGGUGUGCGGAUGGGGUGUAGGAGAGGUGGAGUUGUAAGCACGAAUCGCAUUAAUGAGAGGAAUGAAUUUACGGCGGUGAUGGAUCUCUCUUCCAAUUUUCGUCAAUUAUAACACUAAUGGAACACCCUAUAUUUAUAGCAGAACAAUGCAGCACAGCUGAUUACGUCACUUACCGACCUCGGUUGUGGUUAGGUUGCUCAACUUAACGUCAAAUUUAUUUCCUUACGAGGCAAGUGCAGGCCAAGCACAUGGUCGCGAUUUAACUGAACAAAUUUUGCAUAAAUUUGGUGUUUUAUGAAGAGUUGUGAUUCACUAUGAGCAGCAAGGAAAAAUUGGAAGCUUUAAUUAAGGACCAAGGGGAAUUAGUUCGAAAAUUGAAGGGUGCAAAAGAAAGCAAACAGAAGGCAACAUUUUAAUAACAAUAUGCUUUCUGUACGUAUCAUCCCGCGUCUGUCACUGCCUGUGGAUCUUGUCCGCUUCACACGUUGUGUAUCUGCAUUUUCGUCAAAGCCACAGAUUGACAAUGAGGUAGCCAAACUUUUGGAAUUGAAAUCUCAGUUAAGUUGUGAAAAUGGUGAAGUUCAAAAAUUCACGCUCAAAACCGCCAAAGGCACGCGUGACUUCUCCCCCCAACAGAUGGCAAUUCGCGAGACGGUCUUCGAGAAGAUCAUUUCCGUAUUUAAACGCCACGGAGCAGAAACCAUCGACACGCCGAUAUUCGAAUUAAAGGAGGUCUUAACAGGCAAAUACGGAGAAGAUUCCAAGCUUAUUUACGAUUUGAAGGAUCAAGGCGGCGAAAUUCUGUCUCUGCGUUACGAUUUAACUGUACCUUUCGCCAGAUACCUCGCCAUGAAUAAGAUUACUAAUAUUAAACGUUACCAUAUCGCCAAAGUUUAUCGACGUGACAAUCCCUCAAUUACCAGAGGGCGUUAUCGGGAAUUUUAUCAGUGUGAUUUUGAUAUCGCCGGAGCGUACGAUCCCAUGAUUCCGGAUGCGGAAUGCGUGAGAGUGGUGCAAGAAAUCUUGGAGUCAUUGGAUAUCGGGUCGUUUGUAAUCAAGCUAAAUCACAGAGCUCUUCUCGACGGAAUGUUUGAGGCUUGUGGAGUGCCACCUGAGAAGUUUAGGUCGAUAUGCUCCGCAGUUGACAAGCUAGAUAAGUCGCCAUGGGCGGACGUACGUAAAGAGAUGAUCGAGGAGAAAGGUCUGACGGACGAGGUUGCCGAUAAAAUUGGUCAAUAUGUGCAGAUGAGUGGUAAACAUGAACUUGUCGAGAAGCUACUAGCGGAUGCUAAUUUAACGAAAGUGCGUGCUGCUGUCGAAGGGUUAGAAGCCAUGAAGCUCGUACUCAAUUACUGUGACUUGCUGGGUGUUAAGGACAAGGCCGUUUUCGAUCUGAGCCUAGCGAGAGGGUUGGACUAUUACACCGGUAUCAUUUAUGAAGCGGUUCUAUUGGGGGAACCUGUCGCGGAGGAUAUGGCAGGUUCAGUAGGUUCUAUAGCGGGUGGAGGUCGUUACGAUAAUCUAGUUGGCAUGUUCGAUGCGAAACACAAACAGGUGCCUUGUGUUGGUGUUUCAAUUGGUAUAGAGAGGAUAUUCGCUGUAAUCGAAGCGAAACUUUUAGCCGGUACCAGUAAAGUGAGAACGACGGCGGUCGAAGUCUAUGUUGCCUCUGCACAGAAAAAUCUACUGGAAGAAAGAAUGAAGGUAUGCAAAGAGCUGUGGAAUGAAGGGAUUAAAGCUGAACAGUCGUACAAGAAAAAUCCAAAGUUACUGGCGCAGCUACAACAUUGCGAGGAGUACGGAAUACCGCUCGCGAUUAUUUUAGGUGAAUCUGAAAUCCAAAAAGGUGUCGUUAAGCUUCGGAACGUUGUCACCAGAAACGAAGUGGAGGUACCACGUGGGAAGUUAGUGGACGAAAUUAAAAAGCAUUUACAACCUGUUUAUUCAAAUGGAAGUACAUGAAGAUUAAAUUCCAAUAAUUUAGCUUUAUUACCCUCAAGUACCAUUAUUUAUUCUUCUACAUGUUCUGUUGUUCCUUAAUACCAAACUGUUUACAAGUAUUACAUCUUUUAUUUUUAUGUACACCUUUAUAACUUUAAUAUAACUUAUGAGCAUUGGUUA
This is a messenger RNA of Photinus pyralis (common eastern firefly), 2577 nucleotides long. Its product is annotated as histidine--tRNA ligase, cytoplasmic. The record is from RefSeq and is a predicted model, not a curated record. Gene Ontology annotation, cellular component: cytoplasm; mitochondrion. Gene Ontology annotation, biological process: histidyl-tRNA aminoacylation; mitochondrial translation. The transcript is spliced from 5 exons. Lineage: Eukaryota; Metazoa; Arthropoda; Insecta; Coleoptera; Lampyridae. Bases 880 to 2418 code for a protein of 512 amino acids. Gene Ontology annotation, molecular function: histidine-tRNA ligase activity; ATP binding.